UAACAACCGCUUUCCUUUCAGGACGCCAACAUCCCGUUCCCCCGGACCUCCGGAGCCCGGUUCUGUGGUACCGGCUGCCUGGUCUACUUCACCCGACCGAUCACCAUGCACCGCUCGGCCCCGCCCACAGAGCCCACACCCAGGUCCCUGUCGGCGCUGUCCGCCUACCACAGCGGGGUUCUGACCCCGAUGAAGAUGCGCUCCGAGUCCCAGAACACGCUGCGGCUCUACAGCGGCAGCCCGACCCGGUCCGACAAGGACACUGUCUCCAUCUCCUCCUUCUACUACAAGGAGCGGAAGCUUCCCAUGUCCGCCUCCCGCCGCUGGUCUGUCCAAACCCUCCAUGAUUGGCCGAAAUCGCGGCGCUUCAAGACGAAGCGGGAAGGAGCAGAGUACAGCAGCCGACCCAUCAAGCUGGCCGGGAAGGUCAUCAUCCAGGAGAUCUCCUGCCUGCUGCCUGUGCACAAGGCUCUGGGAGAGAGCUACAUUCUGAAUAUGAACGACAUUCAGGAAAUGUGUCAGAAGAACGCAGCAGCAGCACUCGCAGUGGGACGCAGAGACCUGGCCAAGGUUUGGGCUCUGGCGUCUGCUGCCACAAGUCAGGACCUGAGUCCAGACUCUGACCCGGACACAGAGACGCCCUGGGCCAGACACCCGUUUGGGCGCCACCUGCUGGAGACGCUUUUGGAUCACUACAGUCAGAUGAGCGACGUCCAGACUCUGGCCAUGCUCUGCAGCGUGUUCAGGACUCAGGCUCCGCCCCCUGACUGCUGCUCGCUGUACGGACACCACGGCUCCCGCCUCCACUCCCGAUACCCCAGCUACACCUCCAGCUCCGUCACGUCCGGCUCCUGUUCCAGCACCUCCGACUCCAUCGCAGCGACCUGGACCACAGUCAGAGACCCCGAGCAUAGCGCUCCCUGGGGGGAGUCUUCUCCUGACGAAUAUCGCUAUGGCAACCAGAGCUACACGGACCCUCGGGAGCGAGAGCGGGAGCUGCACGACAUGAACAAGAGGCUGCUGGACCCGGCCAACACGCUGCAGUUCGACGACUUCAAGAAGAGCUACGGUGAAAUCCUGUACCGCUGGGGUCUGGGCGACAAGCGGGCCGACGUCCUCAAGUUCACGGCCGGCCCGCCAGAACCGCACAAAGGAAUCGAGUUCGGGCUGUACUGCUGCCACUGCCGCAGCCAGGCGCGCGGGACGCAGUGCGCCGUGUGCAAGCGGCUGACCUUCCAGUGCGCCGUGUGCCAUGUCGCCGUGCGCGGUUCCUCCAACUUCUGCCUGAGCUGCGGCCACGGCGGCCAUACUGGACACAUGAUGGACUGGUUCCGGCGCCAGGACGAGUGUCCGGCCGGCUGUGGCUGCCGCUGCCUGCUGCAGAGCACCUUCUGACACCGCCGCUGCUCAAUAAAACCCAUGAAUAUCUCA
Poecilia latipinna (sailfin molly) is the source of this 1431-nucleotide messenger RNA. RefSeq names its product WD repeat-containing protein 59-like. Gene Ontology annotation, cellular component: vacuolar membrane; Seh1-associated complex. The coding region runs from base 106 to 1395 and encodes 429 amino acids. Gene Ontology annotation, biological process: cellular response to amino acid starvation; positive regulation of TORC1 signaling. NCBI's taxonomy places the organism in Eukaryota, Metazoa, Chordata, Actinopteri, Cyprinodontiformes, Poeciliidae. The transcript has 11 exons. Gene Ontology annotation, molecular function: signaling adaptor activity. The record is from RefSeq and is a predicted model, not a curated record.